Impatiens glandulifera is the source of this 584-nucleotide messenger RNA. RefSeq names its product monothiol glutaredoxin-S2. Bases 40 to 348 code for a protein of 102 amino acids. The transcript has a single exon. NCBI's taxonomy places the organism in Eukaryota, Viridiplantae, Streptophyta, Magnoliopsida, Ericales, Balsaminaceae. The record is from RefSeq and is a predicted model, not a curated record.
AAACAUUCAAAGGAAAACCAACUCCAUCAAUAAUUCAUUAUGGAAAGAGUGACCAAGAUGGUGGCGGAGAGGCCGGUGGUGAUCUUCAGCAAGAGCAGUUGCUGCAUGUGCUACACCGUUAAGACCCUUCUCUCCGAAUUCGGUGUCAAUCCGGCCAUCCAUGAGCUUGACGAGAUCCCACGUGGACGUGAAAUAGAGCAAGCCCUCACCCGCUUAGGAUGCAACCCUUCCUUUCCCGCAGUCUUUAUCGGUGGAGAGCUUGUCGGCGGCGCCUCUGAAAUCAUGAGUCUCCACCUUAAACGCGCCUUAAUCCCCAUGCUCAAACGUGCCGGUGCUCUAUGGCUCUAGCUACAUAUACAGAUAUACUAUAUAUACUUUCAUAUAUAUUAUAAUUUCAUAUAAUUAAAAAAAGCAUGCAUGCACUUAAUAUAUAUAUAGCUAUACACUCCCACGGUUUUUUGCUUAGGGUGCUAUAAAUAGCUAUCUAAACUUAAAUAAAUGUCUCAAUCCACCUUUGUUUUUCUCUUUAUCAAUAUCUGAGUUGUAACCUCCUCAAGUUUUGGUAAUAAAUGGACUACUAAUUA